AUGUAAGACUUAGCCAUCAAAAUUAUUCGGAACUUUUCGGCAAAUAUCCAUUGGGAAUAUAAAAUCCAACAAAAUGGCAGAAGUUCAAGAAAGAAACUUUUUUGAAAUAGAAGGACCAAAACCAGAUGUAAAUUAUCCAAUAAAAGUCAGAUAUUGUGGAGAAUGUACUAUGCCUUUGGAGUAUUGUGAAUACUACCCAAAUUAUGAAAAGUGCAAGCAGUGGUUAGAGAAAAAUUUACCUGAUGAAUUCAGCAAAUUGAUGUGUGACAAACCAGAGGAUGAAGGAGAUGGGGACACUGAUAAGAAAAGACAGAAAAGAGGAGGGAAAGGACAGAUAAAAACAAAGAAGAAGUCAGAGCCUAAAGGCAUUAGACUGGGAACGGCAAAGAGGGGCAAAAAGAAGCAUAUAACAGUGGUCAUAGGGCUAGGCACAUAUGAUAUUGAUCUGAAGGAAGCCAGCAAAGUGUUCUCCUCCAAAUUCUCCUGUGGAUCGUCAGUGACUGGGGAUGAUGAGAUCGUGAUUCAGGGGGAUGUGUCAGACGAUUUGUUCGAUUUCUUACCAGAAAAGUGGCCUCAGAUUGAUGAGGAUGAUAUAGAUGAUGUUGGAGAGAUGAAGAAAUAGGAAUCCUUAAACAGAUAUAUUGUUAAUGCUCUCUCUGGUAUUUGUAAUUUAUUAAAGAAGGAUAUAAUCCUGCAUGUUGUGAAAGUGCAUAAUCCUGAACAUUUGAUGGGAAGCAAACAAUCCUCAAAAAGUGAAUUGCAGCAGCAAAAUCUUGUGUCAUCCCAUUUGACAUUACCUAAGAAUUUUGUUUGGGGUGGGGGGGGGGGGGGUGGAUUUCGUUUAAAGUUUCUGUUUAUGUGUGUUGAUGGGAAAGACAUUCCUUUCAUAUUCCUCUUUUAAAAUUUCAUGUCUAUAUGGGAAAGUAGGUCAGUGUAUCAACCAUUUUUGUAAUGUAUGUAACUAAAUGGCUUGAUUUCUAUUGUACAGGAUACACUCAGAUAUUUAUGGAUACUUUUUUUUUAGGUUUUUUGUCAGAGAUCUAUUGUUAUGUUUGUGAUAGAAAUGAAAAUACCAUGAAAUAAAGGGACGCACGGUAACCAGAUACUGGUGUAUAAACUUUU
Magallana angulata is the source of this 1122-nucleotide messenger RNA. Its product is annotated as density-regulated protein homolog. Gene Ontology annotation, biological process: translation reinitiation; formation of translation preinitiation complex. NCBI's taxonomy places the organism in Eukaryota, Metazoa, Mollusca, Bivalvia, Ostreida, Ostreidae. The transcript has 7 exons. Bases 74 to 622 code for a protein of 182 amino acids. The record is from RefSeq and is a predicted model, not a curated record. Gene Ontology annotation, molecular function: translation initiation factor activity; mRNA binding.